AUAGGAGGCGGAGAGCAGAGGCGACGUUCGAGUCUGAUUUCCCCCUCCUCUCCUUUCCCCAUUGACUUAGUGCUGCUGCCGCAGUCGCGUCUCCACGUGCCCUUGCCCGGGCUCCGGCGGGGACUGCAGCUGCAGGCAGACGCGGAGUCGGGGGCCGGGAUUUUUGCCAGGGGGUGGCUCCAGGCUGGGCUAGCAGGCCGAGGCGGGGAGGGGGACGCAACGUGCGAAAUCUCGACUGGAGGCGGCAGCCACAGAUCAGGCGAGUCCGUCCCGUCUGUGCGUCCGCCUGCCUGCGCCAUGGAACCUGAGCCUGUGGAAGAAUGUGUCCAGAGCACACUGGCUGCCUUGUACCCUCCUUUCGAAGCCACGGCCCCCACUCUUCUGAGCCAGGUCUUCGAAGUGCUGGAACGGACGUACCAACACGAUGCACUGCGCUACACCCUUGACUUCCUUGUUCCUGCCAAGCACAUCUUGGCUCGCAUCCAGAGUGAAGCCUGUGCUCAGUAUAGUGGCUUUGUCUUUUGUCAUGAAGGUUGGCCCCUGUGCCUUCAUGAAAAAGUCCUUGUCCAGCUGGGCUCCUUGCCGUGGCAACGCCUGUGUCCCGGGGAUUUCUACUUGCAAGUGGUACCUCACCGUGAAUGUGCUCCCCGCCUAGUCCUGAAAUGCCUCUCGCUGGAGAGCCGAGGAGUGCAGGAGUUGCCUGUGUCUCCAGACUCCUAUCGAUUCCUGUUCACCAUUGAAUGGCUCAAUGGCAUCAACAAAGAACGUCGGGUAGGGCGUCUGGAACGCUGCUUGCUGGCAGCUGGAGAAAAAGUGCUGAGCUUGCCCUGGACUGAGCUUGUGUAUCCUCAGUUUGUGCACAAAGAUGGAUUUAUUGUGGGGCAGCAUUGCCCUACGGAUUUGACUCCCGAGGUCCUGGGAGCAAGGAGUCCGGGUGACGGACGUCAUUCUGGUGGAGAGAACCGGGAAUCUGAGGGGGAGUACGUUCACCUCUUAGAGGUCAGCCCCACCUUGCAUCAACCACCCAGAAUCCCACAACCUUGCAGUGCCCAGAUUCAGACAAUGCCUGCUCGCAAGGGACAUAGCAAAAAUAGGAGUCGGCGCCACAGGGCCUGGCUCCAUCAUAAGUCAGGCUGUGGGGAGAACUUUGCUUUGCGACAGGCUUGCAAAACUGAGGAGGCAGAGAAGUCUAGUCAAGAGAAGGGAGUCCAAGAUGAGAAGGUAGCUCAGCUGAGACCAAACCCUAGCCCAGCUUUGGGCCCAGCCUUAGACACUCCUGGAGUAGUUGGGAACUUGAAUCCUAAACAACUGGAGGAAAACCUAGAUCCUAUUGAAACAAAACCACCACCCAUUUUGAGUGGUAGUGAUGAUGUUGUUGAAGACACAGUUCUGGGGAAAGAAGACUUGCUUGACUCCAUUCACCGAGAUCCAACUCCUCCUAAGGAGGACAGCAAGGAAAGCCAUUCUCCAGCUUUAGCAACUCCAAAACGUACCACCAAGGGAAACCGGAGAAAAAAGAAAGGUGCUGGGAGAGGAGCUGAUGGUUGGAUUAAACAGGGGACAGAUUCUGUGAACCAAGAAACAGGAAGUUCUGAUCUUAAAAUGGGUGCUGAAAAGGAGGAGGCCUGCACUGGUCCAGGAGAACAGAAUUUUGGGACCGGAAGCGUUCAUGUUAGUACCAGACAGCCAGGCAGCAUCAAUGUUUCAUGUGUUGAUACCACAGAUUGCGAUGACACCCAAGAUAAAGGUAUAAUCAAAAGAAACCAAAGCCUUGAAACUGGAGGGGAGGAAGCCAACAAUAAGGACCUGGUUGUCAGCACUGGAGACUGUACUGCAGGUGCUACAGAGCCAGAAGACAGCACAGGAAAAUGUAGCAUUGGUGACAAUGAAGGCAGCUCUGGAGAAGGAAGCAUGGAAGGCCCAAAACUUAACACUGAAGAGCCAAAUGCUAAACCCAAGACUAGUGAACCAAGAACUGGUACUGAGGAGGUGGGUGUCCAAGAAAAAGAAGUGGACAGUUCUGAAGACCAAUGUAUGGUGGAACAGGGUCUUGACAUCAAAGAACCAGUACUUACUGACUUGCCAAGGAAGAGUGAACUAGCAAGUGUUGAUGGGAGAGAAGAAGCCGUGUGCAUAGCAGCUGAUCAGGGUCCUAGGGAAAUACAAAAUUCCCUUUUACCCAAGAUGGCUCGUCUUGGGGAAUCUGUAAACUGGAAUCUUCUUCUAUCAGGAGUUUUUGCUUUGACAGGAGGAAUAGACAAGACUGGCCAUUCCUUGCUGACCAUAGUGCCCCAGCCUCUUCAGGAUGAGUUGCCUCCAGGACAAGAGGAUCUGGUUAAUACCUUAAGAUAUAUGCACUCACUUCUCAGGCAAGAGCUAAAGAUUCUUGGGCUGACAGUGCUAUUGGACCUAAGCCAUGUGGAUGACUGGGCCUUCCAGGCCCCCGUAUUGCUGCCAGCUUUAAGAGCAUUCCAGGAGACCACGCCACCUCCCAUCUGUCAGCUGCUGGUGGUCUUACCUUCUGAUAAUCGUUUUGUACCCCAUGAAGAGGAAUUGAUCUUAGAACCUGCUGUGGAAAUCCGGCUUCUUUUGCUGCAUGAACUUCCACAUUAUGCGGCUUUGGAUCAGUUGACCCCAGCACUAGGUGGGACUCUGAGCUAUGCGCCACCCAAAUGGGUUAGAGAACAUCAGGCUCUUGAACAACUACAAGAUCUCUGCUGUAGUGUUCUCCAGACUGUGUGUGAAGCCAGUGACCACCUCAAGGCAGUGGGAACAGCUUCAAGUCAGGAGGAACUGUCAACUCAAAUCACCUUGCACCAGGAAACUAUGCAGAAAUUGCUUUCAGAGCCUCGUUUACUGGAACUCCAGUGCCGUGGAGGCUCCUUGCUGGCACGGCUACCUCCGUUGGGACCCUGCAGUACGCAAGCUGUGGAUGCCACAAGACUCUAUCAAGAGGUGGAUGAAGCCCUUCAUGGACUUGUCCAACUCAGCAACCGGUGUCUUGAGAUAUUGCAGCAAGAGAAGAAAAACAUACAGGUUAAGCAAGAAGGCAAAACAUGCCUUCAGUCUGGUGACAACAGUGUAGCAAAGAAAAGAAAGGACGAGAGACCAACUGAAGGGCUAGCUGAAAGAACAUCCUUGGAGAAGAAACUGUUACAAAACCCCAGAUCUUCAGGGAAGUCACAGGUCACACUCGAAGACAGUUCUGUUCCUCGAGCCCGCGCAUGCAGCAUCAGUGCUUCUUCCUCACCUAAGCAUGGCUUGGUGCUUGGAUCCAAGUUUGGUUCCUCUUGCAGUUUAACUUCUCUCUUUCAGCCACUUACCAGCCCCAAGGCCUCCCCGUGUUGUUCUCCUGCCCGAAGCAAUGCUCUAGAUGGCAGAAAGAAGAGCCAGAGGCCUCUUAACACUUCCAAAACACCUACAUCUCCAGCUAAUAACCUGGCAUUACGAGCCUUGAGUGAUCCUGGUCGCCCUAGUGUGCAUAUACGUGGUCUGGAAGUAAGCAGUCGGGAACUGGCAGACAGGAGCUGUUCUCCCCGUGAACAUGUGCUGUUGGGACGCAGCAGAACUCAUGUUGCUGAAGCACCCUGGGGGGCCACACCUCGCAUGGAAAGAAGGCGUUGCCUUGGGGUCCAACAGCAGCUUUUGGUUGAGCUGCUAGAGUGCGAGCGGGAGUACGUGGGUGCCCUUACCCAGCCCUUCUCUCUAUCUCAGGAGCCCGGGGGACAGGCCUGGACAGCUGAGUUAAGAUGCCUGGGCAGUGCCCUCCGGGCCACACGAGACCAGCUGCUGGCCUUCCAUUCCAACUGCCUCCUGAGCGAGUUGGAGGGGUGCAUGAACCACCCGUCACGCGCUGGCAGCUGCUUCCUGCGCCAUAAAGAAGAGUUUCAAUUGUAUGCAACCUAUGCCAAAGAUCACCACAAGUUCCAGGCUGCCCUGGCUUUGCUUCGAAGCACUGGCAAGAAAGGUCUGAUGGAGCCACGUGAGGAUGGACAAAUAGCAUACACUUUGCAGGUGCCUCUAGAGCAACUGGAGCGGUAUCGGCGCUUCCUGGGUGAGCUGCUACAUGAAUGUGAGCUCGAGCAGGGGCCUGACCGCCAAGCCCUACAGGAGGCACAGCAACUGCUGGAGGCACAGGAGCAGCGAGGCAGAGACCUGUUGGCCACAGAACAGAUCCGGGGCUGCGAGAUGAAACUGUCAGAACAAGGGCCAUUGCUUCAGCGUGGUGAACUCAUUCUGUUGUCUGGACGCCGUAAAUGCCAGCGACAUGUUUUCCUAUUUGAGCAGCUGCUACUCUUUACCAAAUGUAAAGGAGCUGAGGGUAGCUAUGUCUGCAAACAGGCCUUGCAGACUGCUUCCAUGGGGCUGACAGAGAGUGUGGGUUCUAGUGGGUUACGUUUUGAGCUUUGGUUCGGAAGGGGACCAGCCCGGCAGGCCUAUACAUUACAAGCAGCUUCUGCUGAAGUCAAGCAUCAGUGGACAAAUAUUAUAGCCCAACUGCUCUGGAGACAAGCUGCCCAGCCAAGUGUCUCAAUGAGCUUGUCCUCCUGCCCUUCUCAGCGCUUAGCUCCUCUGGGCCUUGGCCCUGGUCCCCCUCCUGGCUUGUCACUCCCUGGCCACUUUGAGGAAGAGGAAUGGGACUUAGAUGUCAAGCCCAUCCCGAGAGCUCACACCUCUGGAUCAGAGGGAGCCUCCCCAAGCCACCAUGAACCACUUAGGCAGGGGAGAAGUUCACUGCCUGGCAGCAGCUCUGCUUUAGGACACCCUCAAUCGAGCUUUGGCAUUGCCGGCGAACCAGUGACCCCACUCUGAGAUUGGGGCGGCCAGCGUUGGGUAUGGAGCCUGCAUCGGAAACUCUUUUCUCCAGGAAGCCAUGGACGGCAAGAUUCAGUUCCUAGGGACUCUGGGAACAGGACAGUUUGAGAUCCUUGCAGAAACUUGGGGAUUGGAUGGUCAUAUUCAACAAUAUUGUGACUUGCUCCCACCCAUUUCCUGAUGGCUCUACUACCACUCCACAGAAACAUCUAAAUCGGUCAUAUCCUACUGUGGGAUGUCCAUGUCCUGCCUGAUUACUACUCAUUGAGUGCCUUUUCCGCCAUUUUCUUGGAUUGUGAAUUUCCUGGAGAGUUUUGGUCAAGCUCAUGCUAUUGAUAGUAAGAGAGGCUACCAAGCAAGGAAGCUCAACCAAGAAACUCCCAGGUUUACCCAAAUUAAAAGUUGCUGGGAAAGAGGGAACUUGGUGGGUUUAAUAAUCUUCUGUUGAGGAUCAGAUGUGGUAAUAUCCAUAGUUUAUGGAUCUGUACAUUUAUUGAUUGCCCUAUCGCCAAUCACAGCUUCAGUCUUAAAAUCAGUUGGUAUUUUAUUCUCUCCAGUGGUGAUGAAAUCUAGGCUACAGUUGUUAGGCAACUACAGCAUCCAUUUCCUGAACUUUCUCCAAGGUAAUUUUAGAGUAAAAGAAAAAAAAAAAUGGCAUCUGGGCUAUGUGAUUGCCAUAUAUAGAAGUAAACCCUUCUAAAAUAGGAUCAGAUAGUUUCAGGUGAGUUACUCAAGAUCAGAAGAGUAAUAUGACAAUAUGAGAAUGAUGUACAGUAUGCAUGAUCAUAGACCUUCGCAAGAUAACCAUUUUCGGGGACUGCCACUUUAGAAUGUAAAGGAAGUGCUUGUCAAUUUAAUUUUGGGAUUUUGAGCUUUUAUUUUGCAUCUUAUUUGGUAGAGUAACUGGCACAGCUAGGACAGUUAAGAUAUGUUACAUAUCUAUUUUAUGUUUGCUAAUAUUUCUAUGUAGAGAGUUUUGAUGAAUAGUACUUGGUUAAAGCUAUGCCCCUACAUUCUUGCAGUGUGAAGAGACAUAAGACACAUCAUUGUUCUGUGAUUAUGCUGAGCAUAAGAAAGAGAUCCCUGAACUGCAUAUAUACACCUUUAAUUUUCAAGAUUAAUUUUGAGAUGAUUAAAUAAUAUCACCGCAUGGCUUGUUUAAGGAACAAGAUUUGUACAAAACCAACUCCCAUGUGAAAAUCUAUUACAGUGUGAGUGAAAAUAUCAAAGACUGGGGGAGAGGGAUAGUUGCUUUUCCUUGUAGCAUAAGAUUGGCUUACUUGUUCUUUGCUUUUUUUCACAUGCGGUAUACUGUAAUUCUGAUUGGGGGAAGUAAUCGAUAAAGAAGUACAAAUGGUGCUAUGUUUAGAAUUGAACAAGAGUUUCUAAGUUUUGAGGGGGGAACACUGUGACUGUACUAUUGGAUACAGGUAAUUUUCUUAAUUUGGUAAAUUGAGUUAUUUGGCAUUUGUUCCUUUUUUAUAUGUCCUCUAGGAAUUUAAUAGAGGAUUUUCUUUUAUGCCCAUAUAGAAAAGGCGAUAAAAAUAACUGAGGUGAAUUCAUAUAAAGAUACUUGCACUUGUCUCAAUGAUUUUCAGUGGGAACAAAGAACAAUUCAGUAUUGGUCAUAUCUAUUGUGAUAUUAUUCCUUCAAAAGCAAACAAAUUGUAAGAAGAGGCAAGAAGAUGUAAUGUAGAAUAUAAAUUCGUAACUUUGGUAUAGUGCACCGAUUCUGAACAGUAUUAGUAGACAUUUGAGUAUUGCUAUAAAUACCACUAAGUAUAUUG
Molecule: messenger RNA, 6602 nt
Organism: Crotalus tigris (Tiger rattlesnake)
Lineage: Eukaryota; Metazoa; Chordata; Lepidosauria; Squamata; Viperidae
Gene: ARHGEF40
Product: Rho guanine nucleotide exchange factor 40
Exons: 20
Coding region: 298-4812 (1504 amino acids)
Molecular function (GO): guanyl-nucleotide exchange factor activity
Source: RefSeq, a predicted model, not a curated record